UUUUCUAUUUUCAGUCCGUUUAACUUCACUGGUAAAGCUCCACCAGCCUCAAAGAAAGCCGUGGAAGAACUAGAAACUAGAGUUAUUUCCCCUACCUCUCCACAAUGUGCUAUAUGUCUAGCUGAAUUUGAAGAAGAAAACGAAAGUAAAAUUUUACCCUGCAAUCAUCAGUUUCAUUCCACUUGUAUCUUAACUUGGCUAAAACAGGUAAAUUCCUGUCCAGAGUGUCGACAUGAGUUACCAACUGAUGAUGAACAAUAUGAAGAAAUGAAGAGACACAAGGCUAGAGCUAAACAGAGAGAGUUUGAACAAGAAUCACUGCAUAAUUCAAUGUUUGGAUGA
Lottia gigantea (owl limpet) is the source of this 342-nucleotide messenger RNA. RefSeq lists its product as hypothetical. The record is from RefSeq and is a predicted model, not a curated record. Gene Ontology annotation, cellular component: cytoplasm. Gene Ontology annotation, biological process: protein ubiquitination. The annotation marks the transcript as partial. NCBI's taxonomy places the organism in Eukaryota, Metazoa, Mollusca, Gastropoda, Lottiidae. The transcript is spliced from 4 exons. Gene Ontology annotation, molecular function: ubiquitin protein ligase activity.